GGAUGACGUCACACAGGUGCACAGCAAACUUGUAGUUACCACUUAACACCUAUAGGGGACGCCAAAUACAACAAAACAGUAACCUAUGUGAAUAAGACAUAAUAUACUGAUUAUGACAAAUAUUUACUUCCUAAUGCCUGUAAUCUUAACAAGUAAGUCUUAACCCUGAGCUGCAUACACCUGAGUUAGUCUAGGACCUGUUUGUCUCUGAGUCAGGGGUUGGUUUGGUUUGGUUUGGGGGCUGCACCAGGUCUGUCCAAUCAGAUGCCAGUGAGGGCCAACACCUGAGGGGACCCAUGUGGAAAUAGUUAAUCAUUAACAAAAAAAACGAGCAGGUACUGGUAAGAAAAUGUGCAAGUGGGCGUAAGCAGGGCUCAUGUUCGACUAUUACGCACAGCUGUGAAGCCAGAGGCCGCUUUGGAGACAGACUUCACGGUAUGGAAACAGACUAAACAAACAUGUCCAGACAAACCUGGAGCCUUCCAGCAGUUGGCCAACUCCUGCCUGUUACAACAUGACCUCCAACACGCACCAAACACAUGCAUUAACCCUGUCACUCACCUGCAGACAGGUAGGAUGCCUCUGAACGCAGGGGGGCCCGGGUAUGGCAGCAUGGAGGGCCCCGGACUGCCUGGCAGCGUGGGCGCAGGCGCAGACGCAGAGACGGCACCGCUGCUGGUCCCGGAGUCGGAGCCUGAUCCGUGUCCUGAAUGGCGACCCCUCACCAAGGAGGAACUGGAGGCCGCAGCGGACGGUCCGGGCUGGAGGAGGGUGCGCUGGUACCUGGUGCUGCUGUUCUGGGUCUCCUGGGUCACCAUCCUCGCCACCUCCAUCGCCAUCAUAGUGAAGAGCCCACGGCCUGUGGCGCAGCCGCUCCGCUGGUGGCAGAAGUCUCUGUUCUACCAGCUGCAGCCACAGCUGUUCAUGGAGGCCAGGGCGGAGGGGGCAGGGGGCAUCAACGCGCUGUGUGAGCAGCUGCCUUACCUCAGGUCCCUGGGUGUAGGGGCUUUAAUCCUGGAAGGCCUUUUUGAGAAAGAGGCAUCUCCUCUAAACCUCACUGUGACUAGUAAAGACUCAGUGACCAUCCCUCAGAUUCAGCAUCUACUCAAACAGAGCAACAAAGCAGACCUGAAAGUAGUUCUGGAUUUUUGCGAUGUGAAUCUGAUGGGAACUGAGGAUGUAACAGGAAAUGCAGAUGAAGCAUCUUCAGUCAAAGCGCCGUAUGCACUUAGGUUCUGGUUGGAUCAAGGUGUGGCAGGUUUUACCAUCUGUGACACAGAUGAAGCAUAUUCAGAAAAGGUAAAAUGGCACCUUUUUGAUGUUGUUGUUCUUUUUCAUAAGCAGUAUCAUAUUCUCUGUUCCAGGAAAACCCUAACAUCAUUUACAUUUCAGACUCUGCUGGAGUGGAGAGAUGUCUUUAAAGAGUUUAACACUGAGGAGGAAGAAAGGAUUGUGUUGGUGAAACAGACAAAAGACAUUCUGCCUCCUCUAAGUAACUCAAGCCAAGUGGAUGUGGUCAUGAAGUCUAUUCUGCCAGCUUCACACCACAUCCUGUCAGCCCAAGAAGUGGCUGAUGCCAUAGAGACACACCUGCAUACAGUAGAUCGAGAUAUAUGGACCAGCUGGACAGUUGGAGGAAAAGCAUCUCAUGACUUAAAGAAGUUACUUCUAGUGUUGACGAUGACUUUGCCCGGGUCACCUGCAGUCCAGCAUGAUUCAGACAUCGACCAAACUCAGGACAAGCAGAAGCAGCAUGUAGCAGCAGCAGCUCUGUUUACCUCCCUCAGUCACUCCAGAGCCAGAGAAGAAGCUCUCCUGUACGGCAGCUUCACCUUCCUCCCCUUCAACGCCUCCACCAACGCCUCCUCCAACGCCACUCUUCCAUCUCCUUCAUUCCCUCCCAUCCUGGCCUUUCUACGUUCCUGGGGCUGUGUCCAUUUCCUCGUUCUGCUUAACGUUGGGGCUGAGCCUCGGCCUCUGGAUCCUGCCUGGGCUCCAAGCCUGCCUGAAGCUGGAGUGUUUAUAGCAAGUACAGGAAUGGACCGCGUAGGCUCAACAUCUCUGUACACACUGGAAGUGCAACCCCAAGAAGCCAUAGUCAUCAAACUGUUUGAAGUUGGAAGCUAUUCAUAAAGCUUCUGUGCAGCAGAUGACAUGCCAACUCUUGGCUGCCAGGUUUUUGUUUUUUGUUUUUUUCACUCAGAUUGGAUAAAGCCAAGCACAAGUUUUUGUUUUUUUGUUUUUUUUUAUGAAGCUGUGAUGUGCACACAGCUUUAUACAAUAGCUCUGUUUUCUGUGUGGUAUCAUUUGUCCUCAGGAAUGUGCCCACUUUGUUCACUGGUACUUCAAGUCAUGAUGCGCAGACACAUGUUUUAAUUUUGUAUUUAAUUGUAAUAGAACAUUUUCCAGAAAUGAUCCUUCUGAAAUGAGAACAGAGUGGAACCAUCAUUGGAGCGGUGCAAUUUGUCAUUCACUUGUUUUGACUCAGAUAAAAUAAACCACUUCUUAGCCACAGCCUAAUUGAUUUUGCAUGGUUAUUGUUAUUGUCUCAAAUCCCUCAGGAGGUAUGUUGUGCAGACACAAAGGUACGUUGUGCAGU
Messenger RNA from Sphaeramia orbicularis (orbiculate cardinalfish), 2599 nucleotides. RefSeq names its product 4F2 cell-surface antigen heavy chain. Lineage: Eukaryota; Metazoa; Chordata; Actinopteri; Kurtiformes; Apogonidae. The transcript is spliced from 7 exons. Gene Ontology annotation, molecular function: aromatic amino acid transmembrane transporter activity; L-leucine transmembrane transporter activity; L-alanine transmembrane transporter activity. Gene Ontology annotation, cellular component: apical plasma membrane; basolateral plasma membrane. Gene Ontology annotation, biological process: phenylalanine transport; L-leucine import across plasma membrane; L-alanine import across plasma membrane. The coding region runs from base 577 to 2133 and encodes 518 amino acids. The record is from RefSeq and is a predicted model, not a curated record.